AUGAGAUUCACUGGCUUGUAUCGUACCACCAAUUAUUUGCGCAAUAAUGCUCUCGGCAAGGUUGCCUCUCCUUCUUCAACAAGUUCUACUACAUCAACAACAACAUCAACUGUUAAAACCGCUGCUAAGAAAUCAGAUGGUGUGAUUAGAGGAAGUGCCGUUGCUGUUAUUGGUGGUGCUGCUAUUUUUGGUUCAGCAUACUAUUAUUUGAGAGAUCUUAUGGAAAGUGAAACAAAUCAAUUAAUUGAAAAGACUAAAAGUAUUGAAUCAUUAAAGACUAAACGUCAACUUUUGGAAGAAGAAAAGAGAGAAAUAGAAAAGGAACACGAAAAAUUAUUAAAGAAGAGAGAAUUGGCCAAUCAAUUGCCAGAAGAAAAGGAUCAAGCCUCCCACAAACUUCUCCUCCUUAAAUUCUAUCGUAAUUGGAAUUCGAUCUUUUAUGGUGUUAGCUCUGAAAUAGAUAGUCAAAAUCAAAAGAAACAACAAGAACGUAUGAGUGUUAUGAGAAGCAGAGUUGAGGAAGAAGUGCAAUCCAAAUUUAGUUUGAAGGAUGGUCAAUAUAAGAUUAAGACUAUUCAAGAAGAGUAA
Messenger RNA from Naegleria gruberi, 588 nucleotides. RefSeq lists its product as uncharacterized. The record is from RefSeq and is a predicted model, not a curated record. NCBI's taxonomy places the organism in Eukaryota, Heterolobosea, Eutetramitea, Acrasida, Naegleriidae. Bases 1 to 588 code for a protein of 195 amino acids. The transcript is spliced from 2 exons.